GGGCCCAAGUCACAGAAGAAAAUGCAGGGCUUAUACCAGGCUGCUGGCCAGAUUCUCAUCACUCUGGGGGCUCUCAGUGUACUCUCUGGAGUUAUUGCUUUCUUCCCAGUCUUUUCCUACAAGCCUUGGUUCACAGGAUGGAGUGUCUGGAUUGCCUGCCCCAUCUGGGAUGGAGCCUUGGCUAUCACAACUGGUGUACUACUGCUGUUGGCUCACAAAGAGUGGACCCAGAGAUAUCUGUGGAAAGCUGGUUUCACCUUUGUGAUUCUGAGCAUUAUGGGAUGUGCCCUUCAUUUUGCAGUGGCCUUGGAAUCUGCUCUCCUUGGCCCAUAUUGCUUCUACUCAUUUUUGGGGAUUGCAAGGACCAAUUACCUUGGUUAUGCAGUUGCCUUUCCUUUUCCGUAUGCAAAAUUCCCAUCAGUUUGUGUAGACCCACCACACUAUGAAGAGUACCAUCUGACACUUCAAGCCUUCGAUUUGUGCCUGAGCUCUGCCAUGCUCUGUGUGUCCCUGACUGUGUUCUUCACGCUUUCUGCAAGACUUCUCUGGAAUGGACACAUAAAUGGUCAAAAGAAUGGACAAUAAAUUUGAAGCAAUGUUUCCUCUUAAAGUUGUCAUAUUUGUGACCAUUAUUUUGAAACAUUUAUAAAAUAAUUGUGAUCUUUAAAAU
Molecule: messenger RNA, 670 nt
Organism: Phacochoerus africanus (Common warthog)
Lineage: Eukaryota; Metazoa; Chordata; Mammalia; Artiodactyla; Suidae
Gene: TMEM212
Product: transmembrane protein 212
Exons: 4
Coding region: 22-585 (187 amino acids)
Source: RefSeq, a predicted model, not a curated record